Parascedosporium putredinis is the source of this 2277-nucleotide messenger RNA. The record is from the annotation of a GenBank genome assembly. Lineage: Eukaryota; Fungi; Ascomycota; Sordariomycetes; Microascales; Microascaceae.
AUGAGCUCUUCUUCUCCAUCCGGCCGCCUCUGGGAGCCCAGCCACGGGAUUCGAUUUGCCCCCAGGCAGGAUGCCGUGCUCUAUCCCGUGCUUGACAUGUCUCGGUUUUACACCUCGGGCGCAUUUGCAGAGCCUGAGCCUGGCCCCGUCGAUAACCUCGCGCUGGCUCCGGAUCUUGACCUGAUCUCUCCAUGUUCUCCAGGCCCCAGCCACGGGCUCGACUAUGACUCGGGGUCGGGGCUGGAGGAAGGCAUGGAGGAGGAUGAAACAGCUCUGAAGGUUCCCUUUACGUCACUAGAGUACAACAUCUCCGAAAAGCUCUUCAGGGAAGCCAAGAUGGCGAAGGAGGGCACCCCUGGGUCGUUCUGGUCGUACACCAUGUAUCGGGGCCCGUUAGUAGAUGGGAUUGAGAAGAGGGUCAAGGUUCACUACUGCAAGACCAAGCACUCGACGGAGAGAGCUUGUCAGUAUUUUCUCAACGAGCCAGUGAUUGGGUUUGAUAUGGAGUGGGAGGCAAUGGCCACCGCAGGCGAAGGGCCUAAACCGAACGUCUCCCUCAUUCAGAUUGCGAGCCCGAGCCGCAUCGCCCUGUUUCACGUCGCUCAGUUCCCCGCGAGGGAUGCCAUGCUGGCGCCCUCUUUCAAGAAGCUGAUGGAAGACCCCGAGGUCACCAAAGUUGGCGUUGCCAUCAAGGGUGAUGCCUCACGGCUGUUCAAAUUCCUCAAGGUUGAGUCAAAGGGCCUCUUCGAGCUCAGCCAUCUAUAUCGGCUUGUCAAGUACAGCAACUUGGGCAUGCCGAAAAUGGUGAACAAGAAACUCGUCCCGCUGGCGACGCAGGUGGAGGAGUACCUCGGCCUUCCCUUGUUCAAAGGCCAGGACGUGCGGUCUAGUCAUUGGUCCAGGCCGUUGAACAUGUCCCAGAUCCUAUCUAGCCGCAACGGGGAGCUGACGAGCACAAAUCUAGACUCGGCGUCGGACGCCUACGUAGGCCUCCAGCUGUAUCACGUUCUCGAAAAAGAGCGCAUGGCCCUUGACCCAUGCCCUCCGCGCCCGUUCCACGCGGACCUUGACCUCCCUAUCCGGCUGAGCUUCAACGUAACAGCUCCCGCACCUGCCGCGGAAAGCGCUUCAGUUGCAGCCAAUGAUCUCGCUGCCAUCCCCAGCGACGCCUCUCCCGAUGCUGUCUCUCCCGGAGCUGUCUCCCCUGGUACCACUUCUCCUAAUGAUGACCGCAUCCUUGCUGCCGAGACUUGGGCAGCAGAGUAUCGUGCGGGAAAGACCACUGUGACUGCUACGCAUGCCAAGCUUCGAGCAUUCCAUAUCUGGAGGGAGAAUCCAGACUUGACUCUUGACGCUAUUGCCGCUAUCCUCCGCGACCCACCACUGCUCGUCACGACGGUGGCUGGGUACAUUUUGCAAUCGAUCGUGCUGGAAGAUCUCCAGUAUGACAAGGCGCGUCUUGGUACCGAAGUGCUCUCUCAUAUCUCGAAAGAUGUCAUUAAGCAGAAACGAUAUAAGCACUUGUCUGAGGCCAUAGACAUUCCUGGUUCAGGCAAUGCCCCUGAGAAGAAUGCACCUUCAUUAGGCAAAAUGACGACCCCUCUGGACGAGGACCGAAUCCCGGGCCCCGUCCUACCCACUGCCGCCAUGAUAGGUGGUGCCGAAGCCACGACCACUACGUCUACUGAGCCGGUUGCGUCGCACCAGCCUACGAGUCGACCUGGGCAAAUGUCGCACCAGCGAACGCGAAGCAAGGACGUCCUAACGGCCUUCGCCAACCUAUCUGUCGCACCGGCCGUACCGGUCGACUGCGCCCUCCGAGAGCAGCAACAAAAACCCCGGCACAGGACCGGGCUACUACCGAAGGAAGCAUCUCGCUUUAGCCUGACGCGAUCGCUCUCCCUUGGGCGUGGGCCAAAGGCGUCGCCCCUCAAGCAGUCAGGCACGGAGGCUACGGAGCCGAGGCGAUCUCUCCUCUUUAGGACGUGGACUGGGACGCCCCCGCCUGGCCCGGCCAAGGCCGCGUCAGUUCGGGAGCGGAACCCGCUAGAGGUCACUGCGGAGAAGGAUGCGCAGAUUGGAGGUACGCUCUCCAAGACGCACAUUUGUCUCUGGGCGGGACCCUGGCGUCGUAAACCGUCGGGCGAGUUUGUCUGUCCAUGCGGUGACCAUGAGGUGCGUAGCGACGAGGCAUCACUCUUCGCAGUGGACGAGGCCGGCAAUGUCGAUGGGUCACAGGUGGGCGGAGCGCGCAAGGAGCGCAAGGAGCGCAAGUAA